Messenger RNA from Saccostrea cuccullata (small rock oyster), 1551 nucleotides. RefSeq names its product interferon-induced protein 44-like. The coding region runs from base 114 to 1544 and encodes 476 amino acids. The transcript is spliced from 7 exons. The record is from RefSeq and is a predicted model, not a curated record. Lineage: Eukaryota; Metazoa; Mollusca; Bivalvia; Ostreida; Ostreidae.
GGAAGUGCAGUACUGCCAGUAGGUUUACAUCAUCUAAAAACAGAUCGAUUUUUUUUUCUGAAGUGAAGCUGCAAAGCCGACAAAUCUGAACACGUGGAUCAGAAAUAAGAAAAAUGACAGAACUUUUGGAUCAGAAAUACAAAGAUCAGUUGUCCACCUGGAUAGGAAAGAAGUGUCACUUCCGGUUACUGUACAAGAUCAGCAGAGACGGAUGUUCAGCAGCAACAUUUCACCAACAGUGCAAUGGUCAGGGGGCAACAGUGACGGUUUUUUACAACACAAACAACACGAUAUACGGGGGAUACCUGGCACAGAGCUGGCAUUCUAAUGGCGCAUACAUCAAUGAUCCUAAUGCGUUUCUGUUUCGACUGCAGUAUAAUGGGUCAUCCAAUCCACUGAAGUGUCCUAUUUCCAACACAGCUACGGCAGGGUAUGGACAUAACAAUUACGGCCCAACUUUUGGUGGGCACGACAUUUAUUCAUUUGGUGGAAACAUCAACAAGUCUGGAAAUUACUUUCAGUUGAAUGGCUCUUUCAAUAUGGGGAACUCGUACACUUUAAAUGGACAAAGCUCUAACUCCAUUGCAAAUGGUAAUCUUCAAGUGACUGAUCUCGAAGUAUACCAAGUGAAAGAUGGCCCUGACCCAAACAAAUCUUCAGGAAAGACAGUGGAUUCUGUUCUUGACAACCCAUGGAGAAAGUUUCCGGAAUUUAAUGAUGAGGCAGUUCAACAAGUUAAGGAAUUGAUUGUUGAUUUUGAACCUGAGAGUGACGCUGAAUUGUCUGCCGUCAACAUUCUUCUGAUUGGUCAGAUUGGCGCGGGAAAAUCCAGCUUUUUCAACUCUGUCAAUUCCAUUUUCCGCGGGAAAAUAACUAGUAAGGCUCGCAGUGGGAGUUUUGAACAUAGUCUUACAACAGUGUUUCGGAAGUACACCAUCAAGGACCAGAACUCUGGACAUAACCUGAAGAUCCGCCUGUGUGAUACUCGGGGUCUGGAGGAGGAUUUUACAAUAGACGCCCAGGAGAUAGCUUAUAUACUGGACGGCAACGUACCGGACAGGUACCAGUUUAAUCCAUCGUCACCAUUUACUACGGAAACCUUUGGAUUCAUUCGGAACCCAAGACUUGGAGACAAAAUUCACUGUGUGGCGUUUGUGGUGGACGGAAGUACGAUUGACGUCAUGCCCCAAAAAAUUCUCAAACAGCUGAAGGAACUACAGGGGAGGAUGAAUCAGAGAAAUAUUCCCCAGGUCGUGUAUUUGACCAAGCUGGACAAAGUCUGUCGGAAGGUUGAUGAAGAUACGUCCAAUAUGUUUUACAGUCCAGCUGUCCGUGACACAGUCAACAAGGUUGCUGACGUCAUGGGACUACCACGUGGCCAUAUCCUGCCAAUCAAAAACUACGAGAAUGAAACAAGUCUGGAUCCAAAUAUUGACAUCUUGAUUCUGAAGGCGUUGAAGCAGACGGCAGAUUUUGCAGACGACUACUUGGAGGAACAGCUAGAUAAAAUGGCCGCCGAAGGAAGAAGAAAGGAGAAAGACUAGUACUAAA